GCUAAGGAGAGAAACGUGAGCAAUGGCGUCUGUUUUUCUCUCAGAGGAUUUGAAUUGCUCUAUCUGUCUGACCAUCUUCACUGAUCCUGUGACUCUCAUCUGCGGUCACUCUUUCUGCAGAACAUGUGUUACAGAUGUUGUGAACACACAGCAUCAAUGUCCGCUGUGUCGGUCAGGUUUGGUAUCACUUAACCCAGAAUCUCUUCAAACGAACCAUAUAUUGAAAAACUUCGCUGAAAAGGCAAAAGAGGCUGAGAAGAAGAAAGAGCAUGGAAGUGAGAAAGCAGAGGUGGCUGAGUGGAUGUGCCCUGAACAUGACGAAAAGCUGAAACUGUUCUGCGUCACUGAUCAGCAGCUAGCUUGCAUCAUAUGCCGCGAUGGGGAGAGGCAUGAAGGACACAAGUUCAAACCAAUCAGAGAAGCCGCUGCAUCUCUGAGGAAGGAGAUGGAGAAGGGUGUAGAGAACCUUUCUGCUGAUAUCUGCGCCAUAGAGAGCCACGCCAACUCACAGAGGGAAGAAAUAACAAAAACCAAGGAGAAGUCUCAACAGCUGAUGACCAAAAUCUCCAGAGAAUUUGAGGAGAUGCAUCAGUUUCUGAGAAAGAGAGAAGAUGAGAUCAAGAAAGAACUUGAACACAAAGAGGAAGAUGCUGUCGAGAAAAUGAGCAAGAACUUAAAAGCUAUAGAAACAACUUUAUCAGAGAGCAACGAGCUGGAGGGGAAGGUGACUGUGACUCUGAAUGUUACUGACCCUGAGAGGUUCUUAAAGAUCUGGAUGGAGGGUAACAGCACAACUCCAGAAGAUUUAUUCAGGCCGAGAGCAGACGAUCUCAUGGUGGUUAAUACGUCUCUGUGUCUGGGGACUUAUGAAAGUCACCUGCAGUUCUUCGUGUGGAAGGAGAUGCGUCAGGUGAUCCAACCUCCAGAAGAAGUGCUGUCACUCAAAAGCAACAGUGCAAAUAUAACUGUUUCUGAUGAUGGGAGAAGUUUGUCGUGUACUACCAACCAGCAAACCAGCCAAGGUACACCUUCUUUUGGCCAAUCCACAGCCCACAGUGGAGGUCUUUAUGGAGCCCAAAGCGGUGGCUUUACCUCUUUCGGCUUUGGCACUGCUGCCACCUCAGCCCACAGUGGAGGUUUUUAUGGAGCCCAAAGCGGUGGCUUUAGCUUUGGCGGUGCCUCCGCCUCAGGAUUUAACCAACCCACCACGGGACUCUCUUUUGGAAACGCAAGCAGUUUUGGGACUAGUCUUUUUGGGAAUCCUGAGAAAUCGAGGUUGGGCAGAUGAACUAUUGGGAACUAGGGGUAAAAGAUAACUUCCUAAAAUACCAUGGCCAAAAAUGUACCGCCUGUAGUAAAAAUAUAAACACAGAGCUGGAAUUUGGAGGCAAACCUAGAAAGGUUGGGGUUUACCUAAACUGCUCGUCCAUGAAGCUCUCCGUCUACGAUGCAGACAACAUGUCACAUAUUCACACCAUGAGCUCUGAUCAGGCGUCCGUGCCGGUGUCAGCGCAUUUUAACGUGACAGCUGAUCCUAACCGCCUGACAGUGUGCUGGUACUGAAGUGAAGUGAAGGAUGAAUAAUCACUGAGCGCUGCAAUAAACAAACAAACAAACAAAGAUAAAUAUCAUACUGAGAAGUCAUGGUGGGAUUGUUGUUUCACAAUAGCUAUCUUAUUUUUCAUCAGAAUUUUGCUGUUUUAUCUUCUUUUGUUUUCUUAAACCUUUCAAUAUCUUGUUUUAAGUUGCUAUUACUUAGCUAUUGUAUAAGGCUGAAUGUGCUGUAGUAGUAAUAGUGUUGGGGUUGGGCGGGUAAUACCAUGUUACAUAAUAAACCACAAUUUACAAUACAGGAAAGACUUGCUUUGGAUUAUACAGUCACCGACCUAUUAGGAACACCUGUUCAAUUUAAUUCAAUCCAAUACAACAGCUCUGCUUUAAAUUCUUCAUUUAUGAAGUUUAUACAUUUUCAUUUUUUGUUAACAUUGUCAAAAAGUUGAUAAUUCUACUUUAUGUUUAUUACUGAGGUCGUACUAAGUGGUACCAAAUAUUUAGUCCACUCCAUUAACAUACAUGAGGGGGGCAAAAUAUUAAGAGCACCAUUCAAUAUAAUGCACCCUUAUACACCACCAUCACCCACUAUGACCUCAGUAAUAAUAAAAGUAAAGUUUAAAGCAGAGAUGUUGUAUUGGAUUGAACUAGAUUGCACAGUUUUCCCUAAUAAAGAGGCCAGUGAGUGUAUUUCAUUGUUGAUCAGCUGGGCAGUGUUUUAAAAAUGUUUGCAGACUAAUGUUGUAUUGAUUCAGUGAUCAGUUGUAGUGAUUUUUGGUGGUGGAGCUGGUCUGUUGUUUACAUUUCUUCUAAUCAUGUAUUGUGCCUUUUUUUUUUUUUUUUAGCAAUAAACUAAUAUGAGGCCUUUAAUAA
Messenger RNA from Scomber scombrus (Atlantic mackerel), 2424 nucleotides. Its product is annotated as nuclear factor 7, ovary-like. NCBI's taxonomy places the organism in Eukaryota, Metazoa, Chordata, Actinopteri, Scombriformes, Scombridae. The transcript has 2 exons. The record is from RefSeq and is a predicted model, not a curated record. Bases 23 to 1288 code for a protein of 421 amino acids. Gene Ontology annotation, molecular function: zinc ion binding; ubiquitin-protein transferase activity. Gene Ontology annotation, biological process: protein ubiquitination.